UCGGGGGUGUCCCCCGGCCCCGCCAAGCGGGUCAGUCCCAGUGACUCACGGGUUUAACGCGGGCGGGGCCCCCCCCGCCCCCCCGCGCGGUGGCACCCCGGGGUGCCCCACCCCCCCGCACCCUAUUUAAGGUCCGUCCCGGUGUCCCCGACGUCCCCGGUGCCCCCCCCCGCCAUGGCCGGUCCCCGGCUGCCCGCGGCCCUCGGGCUCCUGCUGCUCUGCCUGUGCCUGCCAGACGCCUCCGGCCGCUGCGACUCGGGCUCCCGCCUGGUCCCGCUGACGGCCGGGGUGGAUCCCUGCAAGGAUCCCGCCGGAUUCCUCAGCCCCCAGCUGGGCGGGGCCGGAGCGGGAUCCUCCGGAGGAGAGGGAUCCUACGGCAAUUCGGGAUCCUCCGGAAAUUCGGGAUCCUCCGGAGGAGAGGGAUCCUACGGCAAUUCGGGAUCCUAUGGAGGAGCGGGAUCCUACGGAGGCGGAUCGGGAUCCUCCGGCAAUUCGGGAUCCUACGGAGGAGCGGGAUCCUACAGCGGCUCGGGAGUAUCCCAGGGAGGCGGAAGCUCUUCGGGAUCCUACGCGUCACCGGGAUCCCCUGGGGGCAAGCCAGGAUCCUAUGGGAGCAGACCGGGAUCCCACGGGGACGGCUCGGGAUCUUUUGUGUCGCCGGGAUCCGGUGGGCCCUCGGGAUCCUACGGAGUCGGGUCUUACGGGGGCGGAUCCGGGAGACCCAGCUCGUACGCGGGAAGCGGAUCCUAUGGGGGAUCCAGCUCCUAUGGAGGAUCCAGUUUGGGAUCCUAUGGAAGCGGAUCCGGAUCAGGCAGACCUGGAUCCCAGGGGGGGAGCGGAUCCGGAUCGGGCAGACCCGGCUCAUCUCAAGGAGGAUCCAGUUCAGGAUCAGGAUCAGGGAAACCCGGAUCGGGAUCCUAUGGAGGCAGCUCAGGAUCCUACGGGGGAUCCGGAUCCUAUGGAGGAUCCAGUUCCUACGGAGGAUCUGGAUCUUAUGGAGGCAGGCCAGGAUCCUAUGGGGGAUCGUAUGGAGGAUCCAGUUCAGGAUCGGGCAGACCCGGCUCCCAGGGGGGCAGCGGAUCGGGAUCAGGCAGACCCGGAUCCCACGGAGGCAGCGGAUCCCAUGGGGGAAGCGGGUCUGGAUCAGGCAGACCUGGCUCCCAGGGGGGCAGCGGAUCCCAAGCAGGCAGCGGAUCGGGAUCCUACGGGAGCAGCUCAGGAUCCUACGGGGGCAGCUCAGGAUCCUAUGGGGGAUCGGGAUCCUACGGGCUCCCUGAGUCCUACGGGGAUGAUUCGGGAUCCUUUGGGGAAUCAGGAUCCUACGGGGGCUCAUCAGGAUCUUAUGGGGGAUCAGGAUCCUAUGGAGAAUCAGGAUCCCAGGGGGGUGGCUCGGGAUCGUAUGGAGGAUCAGGAUCCCAGGGGGGUGGAUCGGGAUCUUAUGGCAGACCAGGAUCCUAUGGGGGUGGCUCGGGAUCCCAGGGGAGUGGAUCGGGAUCUUAUGGGGGAUCAGGAUCCUACGGGGGUGGAUCGGGAUCUUACGGAGGGUCGGGAUCCCAGGGGGGUGGAUCGGGAUCUUAUGGCAGACCAGGAUCCUAUGGGGGUGGCUCGGGAUCCCAGGGGAGUGGAUCAGGAUCUUAUGGGGGAUCGGGAUCCCAGGGGGGAUCGGGAUCCUACGGGGGUGGAUCAGGCUCUUAUGGCAGACCAGGAUCCUACAGUGGUGCAUCGGGAUCCUACGGUGGUGGAUCAGGAUCUUACGGGGGGUCGGGAUCCUACGGAGGGAUCCGGCGCCCCGGGUGUCACCGCCCGCAGCCUGCCCGUCCCCACCACCGUCCCCGUCCCCACCACCGCGGCCACCACCGUCCCCGGUCCUGCCCCCAAUAUCGUCCCCACCCCCGCCCCCACCACCCUCCCCACCCCCGUCCCCGUGCCCACGGCGGCUGAGGACGACGACGACGACGACGACGACGAAGAGGAGGAGGCCGAAGGCCGCCCCCCCAACCUGCCCCCCCGGGGCCAGGCUGGAACUGGGGGGGCCCCGACGGCUGCGGCCCCGUGA
Grus americana (Whooping crane) is the source of this 2056-nucleotide messenger RNA. RefSeq names its product cell surface glycoprotein 1-like. Lineage: Eukaryota; Metazoa; Chordata; Aves; Gruiformes; Gruidae. The record is from RefSeq and is a predicted model, not a curated record. The coding region runs from base 446 to 2056 and encodes 536 amino acids. The transcript has 4 exons.